AUGUCGGGACUCGUGACAGGCGAGCCGCCCCCGGCCCCGUCGGGAACUCGAGCCGGUGUAUGCCAGUUCAAAAAGACGUGGCAGGGAAGGUGGUUCCAAAGCGGAGUUCAAAACUACCUUUUUAUAAAUAGUACUUACAUAGAAACCAAAGGAGAAUGUUACGAAGAGCAGGGGGACAAAUAUUUAUUAUAUGAUAGAUCUGACAACUGUUACAUGUGCAUGGUGAUUCAUCCAAAACAUCCUAGUGUUUUACAAUAUAAAGAAACUUUUUGCGAACCGAAAGCCUCUUUGGCGGAGCUCUGCCAAUUAAUAACGGGCGACGCGCCGCUCUAUAGUCUCUUCAGGAAGCACCCGGAGGCCAAACCGAUACCCUGUCCGUUCAAAAGCGCCCCGUUCACGUUCAGCUACAACAGAAUGACGGGCGACUGCAGCAAUCCGCCGAGCAAGGCGGAAAGUUGCACGGACGACUCCAGGCUCGUGCUCAAGUACCAAGCGUGUCCGGAUGUACCGUCCACGGAAAGCAACGUCGAAGAAUUAGUUUGCUUGGCUAUGUGGAAGGAGGGUUCGACUAGAUAUCUUAUCGGUAAAAUAUCCCAGCCGAACCGGAGGAGCGCUUCAGAUGAAGACCAAUACAGGUGUUUCAUCUAUCAAAGGAGCACGGAAAAUGGGAAAACCAUCUACAACGUCGCGCAAAGCGGCGAUGCCACGUGUACGGGAUUAGAUGCGACAGCUUUCGAAGGCAGCAGAACCAUGAAACUUACCACUGUAGACGAUCAGCACAAACGGUGCAAAUUCCCGAUAUGGAUAACCGAACACCACACGUGGCUGAGUUUGGACCACCACAAAACGUUCAAGUUCUCGUUGAGGAACGCCACGCUGAAGAUUCUGGACGACGAACCGCCCAAAACCAAUAAGGUUCAAGCGAGCUACACGCAAGCGUUCGCCUUCGAGGAGUUCGGUUUCCAAUCGCAAGAACAGCGCAAACAGAACUCCGAAAUGCGAUUGGUCUGUCACGGGAUCUUGCAGCAACAGGAACAGAAGAAAGUUCAGAUCGUCGCGCACAUUACAGCCGGAUGCGACAGCGGUUACGUUUGCAUGGUGUUCUACAAAAGGGACGCCAACGUUAUAGAAAUUCAACAAACGGAAGAUUACGUCGAGAAUCCGGACGAAGCUUGUGCGAAAUUCGAUGCCUCGUCCACACCUUACACGACGCUAAUAACAACAACGUUACGGCCGAACAAAUGCCCGCAUUUGGGACGUUAUACGGUCGCCGCUCUGGCCACACAAGGGGAAAAAAGGAAACGAAGACAACAACCUGAAAACAAAAACAUCGUGACUAACGAAGAACCCGAUUGCGUUUCCGACUAUUACGAAACCCUAUCGGUCGGUUGCAGCGGUAGCCAUGAAAUGGAACUGAAAUCGACUUGCUCGCAGGAGGCUUUAUCGUACACUUGCCACGGAAGUUGGGAGGAAAACGGCAUUUCGUACGUAAUAACGACGUCGCAAUCGAAGAAAUCGAUCGAAUCCAAAUAUUGCUUCAUGUACAAACAGGAUCAACUCAACGCUCCCAUCAUAGAGGGCAGCAUGGGCAAGGGAAUCGGUCCGCUCGUUUUGCGCAUGUCCGGCGUCACGGAGAGCUGUCACAGGCACAUCGUACCCGGCGUUACCGGAAAUUGGGCCUACAAUUUCACAAGCAACGGUACAUGCCAGGAAAGUUCCGAAAUGAACUCGAGUCAUCUAUGGGUACCGACUGUCCUUUUGUUGGUGCUGUCUCUAGUCUCCAUAGCGAUUAUAAGAUGAUGAAAACGGACGGUUUUACACACAUUAUCUGAAUACUAAGUGUUUUUGCACCCCUCAAACAAAUAUGUAGACACUAGUCGGUAUUUUUAUAUUUACUUUUACUUCGUUCGUCGUAUUUACUUACAAAAAUGGAACGUGUAGAAAUAUUUCUGCCGAUUGAAGUAUUCAAAUUGUUAAAAAAAAAUGGUUAAAUAGAGUCGUAGGUAUUGUUUUAGAUAAUAAAAAUGGGCCUAAAAAUCGCUAUAGUGGGAGAAAUAUUUCUAUCUGCGUGUAGUCAAUUUUUUUAAAAGAAACUUAAUUUUUAACAGACGGAUCGUCAACAAACGAGAAUAUUGAAGUGUGAAUGCGACCGGGUACUCAAGAUGUGCACAAAUGGCUGUAACGAAACGAUUUAUUAAUUAACAAAAAUAUUCUUCGUGUGUACGUGUAAUGUCAUUGACGAUCUCCUCGUAUGUAAUGUAUAAAGACAAUGCUGCUGCUCUAUGAUAAGGCAGACGAAUGAGCUGUGUUUGUGAUUUGUUGGCUAUAAAAAUUUAAUGUCUAAUUUUUUACUUAAUCGCAUAUAUUUUAAUUGACCAUCGACGUUUUUCACCCUAUUUAACAACUAAUUAUGUUGAACAAUUUUUUAGCAAAUAAAAUGAGCUUCACAGUACAACGAAAACUUUUUAAUACACGUCUAUCUUGCCAAUAAUAAUAAUACGGUUAAAAACGUUGAAAUUUAACUAUAGUUUAAUAUUGUUUUACUGAAUAAUAGGCAAAGUGCAACAUUUUGACCUCUUUUAAAUUUGCAUCAUUUCAAAACGUGUUUUAUAGACUAAUAGACUUAUCUUGCUACAGUUUCUUAAAAUCUCAAAACCUAAACAAAUCGAAACUUUUCAACAUUUAGUUUAAAUUCCAACGUCAAUGAUCUUAAAAAGGAUAAGUCUAUUAGCAACAAGUACAUGGAAAUGUUUCACCUAUUAUUCAGUAAGCAGUCGAAUACGUAACUUAACAGAGAAAGAUUUUUAUAAUUUGGUUUGAUGUAAAUAUAAACUGUGAUUUUGACGAGGCAGCAAGCUAGCAGCUGUAUAAAAAUUAUUUCGCUAUUUUUCCUCGAUGCAAUUCUUGCGUGGAAAAAUGCGCUUGGGAAUGUGUAAAUACGAUAACGGCUGUUCAAAAAUAAAAUAAGAAUGUCAUUUUUUUAUCGUUUUGCAUACUUACUGUUUUACUAUUUUUAACUCCAUUGAAUUAUUAAUUUAAUGUAUAGUAAAUUCCAUUUAAAUGAAGGCAAUAAAUUAAAAGUAUGUUGGCAAUGAUAAAUAUUAAUAGCUAUUAUUGUCAGUGAUACCAACUAUUUAUUAAAACUGGUGGAGUCGAAAAAUUACUAUAUUUAGUGCUUUUGUUUAAAUGGUUCUAACUAUGCCUAUUUAACUAAAACCGAAUAUGGGGCAUUUCUUAUUGAACACCCGUUAUAAUUGACCAUUGUUACUAUUUAUAAAAAUUAAGAUAUUUUAUACUAUAUAAAAAAUGAAAAAAGUGAGUUUAAAUCGAACCACCUUGUAUAUCGUGAAUUGCUUACUAAUAUCAAUUUUUUAAAAUUUUUUUCUAUUGUAUACAUAUAGAUGUUGCCUCCCUUAUACACUCAUAGGAAUUAUUCUAAAUAUAUCUCAAGAAUGUUGUCUUUUAGAAAAAAAUUACCAAAUAUUUAGCUAAGCAUUUUACACUAAAAAGUCAGUAUUGUCGUUUUACAGUUCGUUUUUUUUCUCAGACACUUACAUACAAAACGGUUCAUCAAAAUUCUUUACAAAUAUUUGCCGUUAAAACCAAUUAUUUAAAUGGCAAAAAUCUAGUCUAGAAUUUUUUUGUAAACUAAUAUUGCCAAACACGCACAGUGAGAAACAAAACAUUUAAUUUUAAAUUUGAUCCAAAAACAGGUCCUGAAUCGUUCAAUAUGGUACAUCUGUUUAAUAGGAGAAAAAAUCCCAUAUACAGGUUGAUUCAUUUUAGUUUGCAACAUAAACAACUUCCAUUAGACACUUAUAAAGGAAAAAGAAAGAGUGAUACUCUUUCAUUGCAACUUUUUUACUCUAACAACUGUUAUUUUAAUAAUAUUUCUUUGUUUAACUCAUAGAAUUGACCAAAUUGCAAGCUGGAAUGAACCAAAGCGAUUUCCUUAAAAGUCGAGCUCACGCAGCGAGCGAGACCUUGAUCAUAUAGACGAGUUUGCGUAGAACGCCGAGAGGCGUUCAAGCUGCAGUUCCGGAUGUGGCACAGUUCAUUAUUGUAUAAUUAUAAUUACCAGUAAACUCGAUAAACCUGAUAUGCAACCGGCGAAGCCUGGGGUGGAGGGGCGGAGCCCUUCCCUAGCGUUGAGCGAGUUUCUAAUAAAACCCUUUAUUAUUGACCCCAUUAUUAUUUAUUAUGUUGCGUGUUUUUGUGUCUCACAGUGUGCACAAACUGGGUAGAGAUAGUCAUUUUCCAAAGAGGGAAUACUAUUACACGAGAUGAAAUAUUUUAUAAAUUUCGGAACUUAACUAAAAAGGGAAAUUAUAGACAAAAAAAGGUUAUAAGAGAUAUUUAGAGGAUAUGGAAAAUAUUUUAAAAAUUUUUGUAAAGAAUGUACAUAUUAUAGCGGCAGAUUAGGAUUAUAAGAAUGUUGACGAGAAAACGAAAAGAUAUUUGGAAAAUUUUCUGUUACGAAAACAUCCGAAUUAUUAUUGCAAAUUGCAAAUGCACACUCAAAUAUUUUUACUGUUAUCGAUUUAUUUAUAAAAUAACAGUAAAAACAAUUUCUUAAUCUUGGCGUGUUUACAAGUGCUUUUAAUAAUUCGGAUUUAUUCGUAAAUUGUUUUUAGUGUAAGUACUGCAAAUUUUUUGUGUAUUUCAAACACGUUUUUUCUUAAACACGCCAACUUUUUUAUGUAAAAUAAUGUUUAUAUAAAUAUAACAAAGCAAAACGGUUUUUAAUUGUAACACAUCUACUUAUUCCAUUCCAAAGAAACGAUGUUAUGUAAAUUUUAUGUAGUUAGGACAUAAAUUAAAUUGACUUAUUUUUUAAAUUACAAUUUGUG
This is a messenger RNA of Phyllotreta striolata, 4850 nucleotides long. The record is from the annotation of a GenBank genome assembly. NCBI's taxonomy places the organism in Eukaryota, Metazoa, Arthropoda, Insecta, Coleoptera, Chrysomelidae.